AUGUCGAAUAGACCCAUCUUCGUUGCCACGCAUCCCCGGGCAUGUUCCACAGCGUUUGAACGAGUCUUCAUGACUCGGCGUGAUACCAUCCAGUGUGUUCAUGAACCUUUCGGCGAUGCCUUUUAUUAUGGCCCCGAGAGACUCAGUGCGAGAUUCGCAGGUGAUGACCAUGAAGAAGAACGCCUAGAAAGUGGCUUUAGCAAUUCCACAUUCAAGACAGUGAUGGAUAGAAUCGAGCGAGAAGCUUCUGAGGGAAAGAGAGUCUUCAUCAAAGACAUCAACCACUAUCUGUUGCCGCCAUACGGUAAACCUGCCAGCAUUGCACCAUCCCUGCAGAAGAUCAAGCGUGGUGUCGGAACCACAUCUGAGGGAGUCAAUGGACAUGCGGUCGGCAAUGCCAGCAGUUCCAACGGUACCCAGGUCAACGGAAUGAAUGGUGUCAACGGUCUCCACGGUAUGAAUGGAGUCAAGGUCAAUGGCGUGCACAAGCACUGCGAGCCAUAUCCCUAUGAUACCGAGAGCGAGCCCAGUAAUCCGACCAUCAUGCCCUAUGCACUGCUGGCCCAAUUCCACUUCGCCUUCCUUAUCCGUGACCCACACUUUAGUGUCCCUUCCUACUACCGCUGCACCAUCCCACCCCUAGAUGAUGUGACGGGCUUCUAUGAGUAUUACCCCUCCGAGGCUGGGUACGACGAGGUGCGCCGCACCUUCGACUAUUUGCGAAGUGUGCAUCUCAUUGGACCUCGGGUUGCCACUCGCGAUGACCUGAUCGUGGGCGUCGAUAACGCCAGCCGUCUUCAGAACGGUCACGGCGACAACAGCAACUGCAACGGCGCUACUACCGGCGUUGAGAUCUGUGUCAUUGAUGCGGAUGACCUGCUUGACAACCCCGUGGCCAUGAUCAAAGCGUUUUGCCGCAGCGUGGGCCUUGAAUAUGACCCGGGAAUGUUGAACUGGGACAACGAGGCCGACCACGAGUAUGCCAAGGCAGCGUUCGAGAAGUGGAAGGGCUUUCACAACGAUGCCAUCGAGAGCAAGUAUCUGGCCCAAAGAGAGCAUCGCCACAUCAAGACCGAGGAAGAGUUCGACGCCGAAUGGCGCAAGAAGUACGGCGACAAGGGAGCUGCAUUGAUUCGCAAGACGGUCGACGAGAAUAUGGCGGAUUAUCUGUACCUGAAGCAGUUUGCCAUGAGGGUGUAA
Molecule: messenger RNA, 1200 nt
Organism: Penicilliopsis zonata CBS 506.65
Lineage: Eukaryota; Fungi; Ascomycota; Eurotiomycetes; Eurotiales; Aspergillaceae
Exons: 5
Coding region: 1-1200 (399 amino acids)
Source: RefSeq, a predicted model, not a curated record